Messenger RNA from Zea mays, 1528 nucleotides. RefSeq names its product enoyl-CoA hydratase 2, peroxisomal. The record is from RefSeq and is a predicted model, not a curated record. Gene Ontology annotation, molecular function: enoyl-CoA hydratase activity; 17-beta-hydroxysteroid dehydrogenase (NAD+) activity; (3S)-3-hydroxyacyl-CoA dehydrogenase (NAD+) activity. The transcript is spliced from 11 exons. The coding region runs from base 171 to 1130 and encodes 319 amino acids. NCBI's taxonomy places the organism in Eukaryota, Viridiplantae, Streptophyta, Magnoliopsida, Poales, Poaceae. Gene Ontology annotation, cellular component: peroxisome. Gene Ontology annotation, biological process: fatty acid beta-oxidation.
UCGAAAGCCGCUAUCUGAUUGCGUCUCGCUGCUGCCGGAAUUAACUAGAGCAGGCCGCUAGCUCGAUCAUCGCCGCGGGCUGGCAGCUACGACUACUUAACAAUGGCUCGCGCGGCGCCGAUGAUUGCCACCUGCUCCGCCUUGGCUUCGCCUCCUGGCAUUCCUGCACCAUGGCGCGCUCCGCCUCCGCGACGGCCCCCCUCUCCUGCGCCAUUGACCCUGCCAUGGUUCUCUCUCACAAGUUCCCCGAGGUCGCGUACGAGUACGAUGAGAGGGAUGUAGCGCUGUACGCGCUGGUGGUGGGAGCUUGCAACGCAGAUGCAGCCGAUGAGAAGGAGCUUCAGCUGGUGUACCACAGGGAUGGCCAGUCCUCCAUUAAGGUUUUACCUACUUUUAUUUCUGCACUUAAUGCAAAAACUGGCGAUCGGUUUUACAUGGAUGUCCCUGGCCUUCACUAUGAUCCAACACUUUUACUGCAUGGUCAGCAAUAUAUAGAGAUAUAUAAACCAAUUCCUUCACGAGCUAAUGUUGCUAACAAAAUUAAAAUAGCUGGUUUGCAUGACCGAGGGAAGGCCGCUAUUCUUGAAGUUGAAACACUAACCUGUCUUGAAGGUUCUGGUGAAGUUUUGUGUAUGAAUAGGAGUACUAUCUAUUUGCGUGGUGCUGGUGGCUUCUCCAACUCUUCACAACCGUUCUCAUAUGCCACUUAUCCUUCUAAUGAGGUUUCCAAUGUUACAUUUUCAGAUUCCACACCUUUUGCUGUGUAUGAAGAUCGCAUUCAGAAAUCCCAGGCACUUCUGUGUGGCUUAUCUGGCUAUUUUCAUCCUCUGCAUUCAGAUCCUACCUUUGCACAGGCUGCAGGGUUUACACGCCCAAUAAUGCCUGGACUGUCAACGCUUGGAUUUGCCGUUCGAGCUAUCAUGAGGUCAUUCUGCAACAUGGAACCAGCAGCCGUGAAAGGUAUCUCCUGCCGGUUCCUGCACCAUGUCUACCCCGGGGAAACUCUGGUUACUGAGAUGUGGCUUGAAGGACAGAGCCGAAGGGUGUACUACAGAACUAAGGCGAAAGAGCGUGGUCGAGCUGUGCUCUCAGGAUACGUGUUACUCCGAAACGUGUCUUCACCACUGUAAAACAUGUAAAGAUGAAAGAAGUGUAUCCUGUGCUCUCAGUCCCAGCAGUGUCAUCUCAAGAAAGGAACUGCAACAACGUCGUCUCAACAGUUGACGGCGAAGGGACAAGGCAAUUUUCUUCUCAGCUGGUGGUUUACCAUGAUUUAUUGUCGAGUGGUAUAUGAACCCAAAUCUCUGGGCUGAGUGGGCUGCAGAUUGCCGAUUGUGGAUUUGUAAAAUCCCGUGUGCCUGCCUGCCUAUCCAUGCAUUCCUCGUGCCGCAGUCAUGCUACCAGUGGGCUAACGUUUACAGUGAAUUCAUUAUCGAUGUUCUCACACACAAGGCAGCCCCUGCACUAUAGAACUUCAGGAAGACGCCUUUUACGUUGUCUGGUUCCCUGUUUUACAAUACGCUGCCUA